Molecule: messenger RNA, 1535 nt
Organism: Owenia fusiformis
Lineage: Eukaryota; Metazoa; Annelida; Polychaeta; Sabellida; Oweniidae
Source: the annotation of a GenBank genome assembly
CUGGGUGAAGAAAAUGUUUCUGAACUUGCUGUUCAGCGUCGCUUUUGUGGCGGCAUGCACUGCUCAAGAUAAGACAACUGUGGUAAUACUCGGUGGUGGAAUGUCUGGUGUCAUGGCAGCCAAGACGUUGAAUGAUGCAGGGAUAACAGAUUUUAUCAUUGUGGAGUCACAGGCAGAGUUAGGGGGGCGAAUGAAAAGGUUUGAUUGGAUUGAAGGCAAUGCUACGUUGGAGUUAGGAGCUGGGUGGGUACAUGGUACAACAGGAAAUCCAAUAUGGGACUUCAUAAAGAAGUUCAACAUAAGUGGCUCUAUCACGGACUACGAGGAUUAUACAGCGAGAGAUGCGAAUGGACAAGACGUCACUGCUCAGUUAGAUGCUGCCUAUGAACGCCUGGAAACUGCUCAGAAUAUUGAAAACCUACUGGAAACUUACAAAUCCAAGAACAACGGAAGUGACAUCAACAAGAGAGUAGCUCUAAGACUCGGAGGUUGGGAUGCUAGAACAACCUUUGAACACGCAGCUGAAUACUUUGACUACGACUUUGAAUACGGUGUUCCAAGUGAACAUACAUCUCUCAUUCACGGUGCUUUGUCACGAAAUGACAAGUUUAGUCCCGAUGAUUAUCGCAUAGUUGACCCUAGGGGAUACCGAUUCAUAGUACAAGCCACAGCCGAUGAGUUUCUGAACCCCGGUGCUCCUCAAUUGAGGAUCAAUGAACGGGUGAUCGGAAUAAAUACAUCAAACAAAAAUGGCGUUCAAGUAACUCUCGAAUCUGGAGCGACAAUACACGCUGAAUAUGCCAUCAAUACCUUCAGUUUAGGGCUACUUCAGAGUGGGAAUAUUAUAUUCAAGCCAUCUUUAACAUAUAAGAAGCUUGAAGCAAUCAACUCUUUUAAAAUGUCUCUUUAUACAAAAAUAUUUCUGAAAUUCCCCUCACAAUUUUGGGAUGAAACGGAGUUCAUAGUGCAUACAUCUAAGAGGAAGGGAUACUAUACCAUCUGGGAAAAUCUCAACCAUAAAAAGGUAUUGUCCGGUUCAAACAUAAUAUACGCAACCCUGACUGGAACUGAGUCGCAACGAGUUGAAAUGUUGUCAGACAAUGAAAUAAAAUCAGAAGCGAUGGUAGUCCUGAGGUCAAUGUAUGGCGAUAAGAUACCGGAUCCCACUGCUAUCCUAGUAUCACGUUGGGCAUACAAUUCGGCAACUCUCGGCUCUUACUCGAACUGGCCGAUUGGGUUUGAUGAAGAUAAUCACGCUAAACUUAAAGAACCGGUUGGACAUUUAUUUUUUGGUGGAGAGCACACUAAUGGCCCUCAUUGUGGUGAGGUAACUGGGGCUUAUUAUGCAGGUGUAGAUGUUGCCAACGAAGUCAUUCAAUGUAUCGCUUCAAAGUGUUGACUUAAAACAUGACAUCAUCACGAUAAUGAGCCAUUUAAUUAUUUGUUGGUAUUUUAUAUUUGAAUAUACAUAUGAAGGAGAUUAGUGUAGACUACAAAACUCGCACCGGAAAACACUGACAACGGUAAAGUCAAAU